This is a messenger RNA of Bombina bombina (fire-bellied toad), 1853 nucleotides long. Its product is annotated as immunoglobulin superfamily DCC subclass member 3-like. Bases 1 to 1776 code for a protein of 591 amino acids. The record is from RefSeq and is a predicted model, not a curated record. Gene Ontology annotation, cellular component: axon; plasma membrane. Gene Ontology annotation, biological process: cell-cell adhesion; axon guidance. Lineage: Eukaryota; Metazoa; Chordata; Amphibia; Anura; Bombinatoridae. The transcript has 11 exons. Gene Ontology annotation, molecular function: protein binding.
AUGGCCGUCUGCCUUGCAUUAUCUGGUGACCUCUCUUUCCUGUUGGAACCGGCAGACUCUAUUGCAGUAAGGGGUCGUGCCUUGACACUAAACUGCCAGGCAGAGGGUGAGCCCCCCAUCAACAUCACUUGGUACAAGAAUGGGAAUCCCUUAUCUGGUAUACCCCACAUUCAGCAGCUUAGUAAUGGCUCCCUCUGGAUACGCAACUUACAAAAGAGGCAGGUGAACGCUUCUGAUGCCGGAGAAUAUAGCUGCGCCGCACAGAAUCGUUAUGGCAAGCUGUUGAGCCGCAAGGCCAGGAUUCAACUAGCAUUUCUUUCUCGGUUCCACUUGAACCCACAACCAAUGUCUGUUGCUGAGGGUGGUGUGGCUCGAUUCCAGUGCCUGACCACAGCGGUCCCUACAGCCAACAUAACAUGGGAAAGAAACCGGACAGCCUUGCUCACAUCUGACCAAAGGUUCACACUUCUCCCAGCUGGCGUUCUUCAGAUCACAGGCGUCACACAUGAUGACAUAGGCAUGUACAGGUGUUUGGCUACAAAUGUGGCCAAUAGCAGAUACAGUGAUGAGGCUCCUCUGACCCUAGCAGGAACUCUCCAGCCAAAUCAAAAUGAACCAAUUAUCUUGUCUGGACCACAGAAUUUGACUCUUGUUGUCCACCAGACAGCCAUCCUGGAAUGCAUUGCCUCUGGCAACCCAAGGCCCAUUGUGUCCUGGAGCCGUUUGGAUGGACAAUCAAUUGGAGUAGAGGGGAUUCAGGUCCUGGGCACGGGGAACCUUGUGAUUUCUGACGUGUCAGUGAAACAUUCUGGUGUAUACGUAUGUGCUGCCAACAGGCCAGGGACAAGAGUUCGACGUACAGCUCAGGGGAUGCUACUGGUGCAGGCUCCUCCAGAGUUUGUACAGUGGCCACAGUCUAUAAGCCAAAACCUUGGGGGCAAUGCUACUUUCCAUUGUAUGGCACAGGGAGUUCCAGAGCCAACCUUGCUCUGGCUGAAAAAUGGAAAACAUCUGAGUCAAGGAGAAAACAUCAUACUCAGCAGCAACAACAGCACACUGACAAUUGUCCAGGUUUCAUCAUCAGAUGAAGCCUUGUACCAGUGUAUUGCUGAGAACACUGCUGGAACAAAUCAGGCCAGUUCUCGCUUAGCUGUCUCUUUACCACAGGAAGCUCCUAAAUCCCCAGAAGAGGUGACUGCUGUGCCCCUCUCAACCUCCUCUAUUCAGCUGACUUGGAAAGCACCUUCAUUGGAAGUGGCAGAUAGGAUCAUAGGAUAUGUGCUGCACAUUCGCAAGGCAGGAGAGCCGAGCAGUCAGGAGCUGCAGGAAGCUCUUAGUAAGACCACCUUCAGACAUGUGCUGACCAACCUUGAACCGUCAACCACUUACUCUAUGUUCCUCCGGUCAUAUUCCCCCUUGGGAGCCAGCAGUGAUUCCAACACUAUUUUUGCAACCACCCUGGGGAAACCCCCCAAGACUCCAGAGCUUUCUGUGUCAGUUGUGAAUGACAGUGCAGUUCAGAUGUCCUGGUUGGCUUUACCAGUAGCUGGGCAGGUACAAGGUUACAAGCUGGCAUAUCGCAAGAUUCCUUAUGGGGAAUUUCAAGGUCUCCAGAUUCUGCCAGGAAAUAUCAGCAUCUUCACGUACAGCGAUCUGGAAGCUGGUUCUCGAUAUGAGAUGAAACUAGUUGCAUUUAACGGGAAUGGAGAAGGAAACUGUUCUUUACGUUUUGUGUCUCUAAGACAUGGUGAAGGCUCUCAAUGGGGUGAGUGUUAACCAAAGAGGCUGCAUGAACCCUAUCCUAUGUCCUUUUGUGAUAAAGGGUUUGCUGUGAUGAAAUUAACUGCUGUAGA